Molecule: messenger RNA, 1269 nt
Organism: Guillardia theta CCMP2712
Lineage: Eukaryota; Cryptophyceae; Pyrenomonadales; Geminigeraceae
Exons: 1
Biological process (GO): multicellular organism development; cell surface receptor protein tyrosine kinase signaling pathway; protein phosphorylation
Cellular component (GO): signaling receptor complex
Molecular function (GO): ubiquitin-protein transferase activity; transmembrane receptor protein tyrosine kinase activity; ATP binding
Source: RefSeq, a predicted model, not a curated record
ACCAGCCCCCUCACUGGCGCCUGCCUCCCCUCCACGCACCUUGUCUCUAACUUCGCUCUCCGCAGCGCUAUCCAAGAGUGGCAGGAGCAACACCUUCUAUUCGUCCCCAGACAUGAAGUCGACAUUGACCAGCAGCCUAUCUCAGCAGGCUCCUUCAAGACCCUCUACAUAGGUCACCUCCGCAGGCGAGGGCGAGGAGCGGAGCCGGAAAGGCUCAAGGUCGCGGUGCUCAAGCUGAGGCAAGGCGGCGGCAAGAGAGAAGCCGGUGUGAUGCUAAGGCUCGGGCCGCAUCCUCGGCUUGUAUGCUACAUGGGGCAGAGCGAGGACGCCGAGGGCUGCCGCCUGCUGCUGACAGAGUACGCCAAGCUGGGGUCGUUGAGGCGGGCUUUACUGGGGACGCUGGCGGGCCAGGUGACGCGAGGGCACCAGAUGUCGAUGAUGCAGCAGAUCGCACAGGGCAUGCUCGCAGCAAGGCACGUGCUGGUCAUGGGCUUCGACAAGGAGGACGUGGGGAGGACGUCGGUUAAGGUUGCAGGCUUCGGGCGUGCAAUAGACCUUGCGGACGAUACUGACGCUACAGUAGCGGGGCGAGGGCUGCCCGUACGCUAUAUGCCCCCGGAGUCCAUGAAGAAAGGCCGGUGCUCGGAGAAGAGCGACGUGUGGGCCUUCGGGGUGACGUGCUGGGAGAUCAUGACCUUGGGCAAGACCCCCUACUACAACAUGACGGACGAAACUGUAAUCCGGUACGUGUGCGGGCGAGGGAGGCUGCCCCGAGAGGACAUACUCGGAAGAUGUCCGGACGAGGUAUGGGCCCUGAUAGAGAGCUGCUGGUCGAUUUGGGAAGAGGAUCGCCCGACGUUCGCAGAGCUUUCGGUAGCUUUAGGAAGAGCCGGAGCGGAGGGGCUUGAGAGGACAGCAUGGAGGUGGUCAAGCAAGACGCUUGGGCUGCAGGAUGCACGGAGCGGCAGCCAGCCACUAUGCCGAAGAAUAUGCAGUGUAGCAGAAGCUGCAUGGAGAAGCAUCGGGGAGGCAGCGGGCGGAGGGAUCGAGUCGAUGGCGACGAGACUGAAGAAGCGCAAGUACCGAGAGCUUGCGGGACAAGAGUCAGCAUGCGAUGCUUUGGAAGGCAUGACGAAUGCCGCCCGUGACCCGCCGAGCACGGGAGCUAAGAGGCUACGGGUCGGGGCGCCGGCAGCGGUUGAGGUGGGAUGCAGCAGCCGGCAAGGGAGGCAUGGAAGCAGCUGUGGACAGGAGCUGAAAACAGCAUAG